GUAGAUCUUCACCGAGGGGGUUGUGUGCACGCAUUUCACGGAGCGGUACUCAAACUUGGACAUCAGUCGAGCUCUUCUAGCACAACCACAACCGCACCGGGUCUCACUUACUCUGAACCCCCCCUUUUGUUCUUCGCAGUCUCUGUUUUCGCCCUUGUUUGGAGAAAACACAACAAGAACGGAGAGAUUAUAGAUCGAAGACGGCUUCAGUGAGCGUGCGUGCUGCGCUUACCCCUGAGCCAACCCAACUCUGCCCCUCGGCUCCUGGGUGGUCAGCAUCGACCACUCAGGCCCUGCGGCUUGGACGGUGGCCCAGCAGUGUACAAGCCGCGCAGGCCGCGGCUGAGCAUUCUCGUCGCUUAGUCGGCGACGACAUCAUCACAGCACGAUGGAACCACACCAGAGUACAGGCAACGAUGCGAUGGACCCGCACAAUGGCAGAGAAGAAAGUCAGGCCUAUUCUUCGUCGCCAGUUUUCUUCCCAACACCAAACAACAAGAUCAGGCCGACCUCGGAUGAAGAGAUCGCUGCCGACGUUUCCAACCUCCAACCACCAGAAUCAACCGAGACACCGAGACCAAACUCCACGCCAAUAUCAAACAAGGACGCCGAGAUGGAGGCAGCUCGCGAAGUUACGCUGGAAAUGUUGCACGAUCUUGGCGGAGACGACUUCGGCGCCUUCUUCUUCCUCGGUCUCUUCGCCAUCUUUCUCGUUUCGGCAGUCGGUUUUUUCCUUCUCUCCUGGUCCUGGAUUACCGCCAUCAUCGGCGUCUUCAUCGGUUUCGUCGUGGUAAGCCCAACAUGCCCGCUCGUCUUGACCGUGUUUCCCCCCUUCCCGAUCGAUCUCUGACUGACGACCGUCUC
Messenger RNA from Thermothielavioides terrestris NRRL 8126, 864 nucleotides. RefSeq lists its product as uncharacterized. The record is from RefSeq and is a predicted model, not a curated record. The coding region runs from base 389 to 850 and encodes 153 amino acids. The transcript has a single exon. Lineage: Eukaryota; Fungi; Ascomycota; Sordariomycetes; Sordariales; Chaetomiaceae.